Messenger RNA from Pseudogymnoascus destructans, 1805 nucleotides. RefSeq lists its product as uncharacterized. Gene Ontology annotation, biological process: dephosphorylation. The record is from RefSeq and is a predicted model, not a curated record. The transcript is spliced from 3 exons. Bases 324 to 1763 code for a protein of 479 amino acids. Gene Ontology annotation, molecular function: phosphatase activity. Lineage: Eukaryota; Fungi; Ascomycota; Leotiomycetes; Thelebolales; Thelebolaceae.
UUCUUGCGACCGAGAUUCGGCGAUAUGCAGGGUCCCGGUCAACGGCGACACCCCGGUGAAGACUUUCGGGCGGCACAAGGCACAUGUUUAUUGGCUACAGGAAAAGUUUUCGCUGAUGGUGCUCUUGGCUCUGCGAUAAGACAAGAUAAGCACUGCGGAUCAUGUUGGAUGUAUUGAGGAGGAGAAUAACCACACCAGAAAACGUCACAAGAAAACGUAUAAGUACCGUCAUUCCCAAGCCUGAAAUACGUAUGCCCAUUCCAGCGGCCGAUCCUACUAUAUAAACGUCUAAUAAUAAGGUGAUUCGUAUCGAGAUCCUCACUAUGAAGUCCUACAGUAUUGCAACUGCUGUUGUAUUAGUAUCUGCUGUAGUUGGAGAAACAAUUCAUGGCGUGACUGUCUUUACCAGGCACGGCGAUCGGAACUCGAAGCAUUAUUCGGGGUAUCAAUUGUCUCCUCUGGGCAUCACCGAGAACUUUGAGGUCGGCUCCGAUUAUCGCGACCUUUACAUCGCAGCCGGCUCUCAGAAGCAGAUUUUAGGAAUCUCCAACUCGAAAUAUGUUCCAUCACAGGUGUAUGCCAGCGCUCCAGAUCAGCAGGUCCUCCUUAAUACGGCUACUGCCUUCCUUCAGGGUCUAUACCCACCCCUUGAGGACAUGAAUGAAACCCCUCUAGCAACGCAAUCAAUCAACAAUGGCAGUUCAUACACAAAUCCCCUGAAUGGCUAUCAAUAUGUUGUCCUACAUGGCGAGGAUGUGAACUCCCCCGAUACUAUUUGGCUUAAAGGCGACGAAGGCUGCCCUGCGGCUAUUGAAGCAAAAGGCACUUUUGAAGAGUCCUCUGAAUUCCUUACCUUCAACGAAUCUACCAAGACUUUUUACUCCCAGUUCUGGGAUGUCCUCAAGAACGUUUACGAUUAUAAGCCUGAACUAUUAAGCUACGAGAAGGCUUAUGAUAUCUUCGACCUCAUCAACGUUGCCAAUAUUCACAACACAUCAUUCACUAGCGAUGUGACUUCAGAGCAACUCUUCCAGCUCCGCACACUAGCCGACUCUGCUGAGUUUGGCACCAACUACAAUCGAACCAUGCCGGCGCGUUCCAUUGGCGGAGAGACACUACUAGGAGGCAUCUUCACACAGCUCAAUCAAACUGUUUCCUCUAAAGGGAAACUUAAGUUCUCUCUCUUAGCUGGCAGCUACGAUAAUUUGAUGGCCAGCUUCGGCGUCAUGAAUUUGACCUCUGCAAAUACGGACUUUUUCGGCUUACCCCAUUAUGCAUCAACUAUGUCUUUUGAACUCUUCACUACUGCCGACAUAACAACUUUCCCCUCUAAUACCGAUGAUCUGAACGUGCGCUUCUUGUUCAGGAAUGGCUCUAAUGCCGGAAGCCAGCCCACUGUAUAUCCUCUCUUCGGUGGUUCCGCGCUUUCUCUUUCCUGGAAGGAAUUCUCAGUCCAGAUCAAGCAAAGAGCAAUCACGUCAGUGGGUCAGUGGUGCUCUGCUUGCAACGCCACGCAAUCGUUCUGUCCUGCACUUUCAACGACAGCAGUUACAGAAGCAGCGGCCGGAAGUAGUGGAAGUGGAAUGUCGAAUGCCGUUGCAGGAGUGGUUGGGGCUAUGGUCACCGUUGGUGUAGCGCUAUUAGCUGGAUUUGUAUUCUGGUUGGCGCGGAGGAGACAGAGCGCAAGAGGUACGGCUGCUACGCAUGUGGAGGCGGCCCCACAGAUAGAGAAGACAAAGAGCCUCGAGAGUGGAAGUACCUAGAUAUCAAUUAAGGAAGUAGCACAGUCAGCUCCGGAAACGUCA